CGAUGGUCACCAGUUCCAUGUCAUGCCCGUCUCUCUCUCUCUUUCCCGCUCCCCAGUCCCACUCUCAACUUCAGCUCUGCGUUUCGCUUAAACCCUCUUAUCUGAACUGGGGUAGCUUUUCUUUUUUUCUUUCUUAGGGUUUAUUUGUUAUCUGCUUUGCUCUGUCGAGUCCUCUCGCCGAACUCUUUUCAGAUGAAACGCUUCGACCCAUGAAGCUUGAGACACUGUCUUCUCCAUUCACCAGCUCUAAGCUUCUUCUCAUGCACCAGAAAAUGGCUGCUUUCAGUGUCCUCUCCCCCUGUUCUCACUUCCUCCCGCGCUUGCCGAGCCGUAGCAGUCGCCUUGUUUCUUGCUCUGUUGGCUCUCCCGCUAUUGUCGAUACACGUGGAUCUAAAGUACCAAGAAAAAGGGUCGGGAGAAUGGAUGGUGCGGGAAAGACUAUGGAAGAUUCCGUUAAACGCAAGAUGGAACAGUUUUAUGAGGGGUCUAAUGGCCCGCCACUCCGUAUUCUUCCAAUUGGUGGGCUCGGUGAGAUUGGAAUGAAUUGCAUGCUUGUUGGGAAUUUUGACCGCUACAUCCUUAUUGAUGCUGGUGUCAUGUUUCCAGACUAUGAUGAGCUUGGAGUACAGAAGAUCAUACCUGACACAACAUUUAUCAAAAGAUGGAGCCAUAAAAUUGAAGCAGUUGUAAUAACUCAUGGCCAUGAAGACCACAUCGGUGCGUUGCCGUGGGUUGUCCCAGCUUUGGAUUCAUGUACACCAAUAUAUGCAUCAUCCUUCACAAUGGAGCUUAUAAAAAAGCGUUUGAAGGAGAAUGGGAUAUUUGUUCCGUCUAGACUGAAGGUUUUUAAAAUGAAGAAGAGAUUUAUGGCUGGGCCUUUUGAGAUAGAGCCUAUAAGAGUGACCCAUUCCAUUCCUGAUUGUUGUGGAUUAGUUCUUCGCUGCACUGAUGGGACAAUUUUACAUACGGGGGACUGGAAAAUUGAUGAAUCUCCAUUGGAUGGGAAUGUUUUUGAUCGUGAAUCUCUGGAAGAGCUCUCAAAAGAAGGAGUGACAUUGAUGAUGAGUGAUUCAACAAAUGUGCUUUCUCCUGGGAGGACAGUCAGUGAAGCUGUUGUGGCCGAUUCAUUGAUAAGACAUAUUUCCGAAGCUAAAGGGAGAGUUAUCACUACUCAGUUUGCCUCAAACAUACACCGACUAGGAAGUAUAAAAACUGCUGCCGAUUUAACGGGUAGAAAGAUGGUUCUUGUUGGCAUGUCUCUGAGGACAUAUCUUGAUGCAGCAUGGAAGGAUGGGAAGGGAUCAAUUGAUCCGUCAACCCUGAUUAAAGCUGAAGAUAUUGAUGCAUAUGCUCCAAAAGACUUACUAAUCGUUACGACUGGUUCUCAAGUAAGGAAUUUACAUUCCUCAGUUAUAGUAUUGCUUUAUAAUCUUAUUUGCUCCUGUUGUUUAUGGCUACGCCUCUUGUUUGGUCAGGCAGAACCACGGGCGGCUUUGAAUCUUGCUUCUUAUGGUGGGAGUCAUUCCCUCAAAUUGAUGAAGGAUGAUAUAAUAUUGUAUUCAGCUAAGGUUAUUCCUGGUAAUGAAACUCGUGUGAUGAAGAUGAUGAAUCGUAUAGCUGAGAUUGGAUCUAACAUAGUGAUGGGAAGGAAUGCAAUGCUCCACACUUCUGGUCAUGGAUAUCGCGAGGAGCUGGAUGAAGUGCUUAAACUUGUUAAGCCACAACAUUUUGUACCCGUGCAUGGAGAACUCUUGUUCCUGAAAGAGCAUGAAUUGCUCGGUAAAUCAACCGGCAUUCGUCACACAACUGUCAUUAAGAACGGAGAGAUGCUUGGGGUCUCUCAUUUGAGGAACAGAAGGGUUCUGUCUAACGGUUUUACCUCUCUAGGAAAAGAGAAUUUGCAGUUGAUGUAUAGCGACGGUGAUAAAGCAUUUGGUACAUCAACCGAGCUGUGUGUUGAUGAGAGACUCAGAAUUGCAUCAGAUGGCAUCAUUGUGGUCAGUAUGGAAAUUUGGCGGCCUCAAGACAUAGAAGGUAUGACAGAAAGAAGCUUAAAAGGGAAGAUACGCAUCACUACCCGUUGUUUGUGGCUCGACAAAGGGAAACUUCUGGACGCACUUCAUAAAGCUGCCCAUGCAGCUCUUUCAAGCUGUCCUGUAAACUGUCCUCUGGCACACAUGGAAAGGACAGUCUCCGAGCUUCUGAGAAAAAUGGUGCGAAAAUAUAGUGGCAAAAGGCCUGAAGUCAUUGCAAUUGCUGUGGAAAAUCCUGAAGCGGUUCUCUCAGAUGAGAUCCAGGAGAGGUUAUCGGGCAGAUCACAAGUUACCUUUGGGAUGUCACCCUUGAAAAAGGUGGUAGGUGGAAGUCCAAAGAAAACAAAGUCCAGCAAGAAGGGAGUGGAAGGUGAGAAAGAAAGUCAACACCCAGAUAAUUAUUCAGAAGAAGAGUCCUUAGGUGUUGAACCCCACAGAAUACUGCCAGAAGAUGAAACUGCAAUUGCAAGUUCAGAUGUGUUGGAAUCGGAAAGUCCAGCUGCUAAUUCUGAUAAUUUUUGGAGUUCAUUUCUCUCAUCGUCAUCACCUUCUGUUGACGAGACAGUGAAGAAUGAGAAUGGCUCCAUGCUGAAAGAGGAGCAUGAAGCGGAGAUUAUUACAAGUGAUGCUUCAGAUGUGAGUGAAGGUGAGUCCUCGGACUUGGAGUUGCCGAGUUCUCAAGAAAAACCUAGAAAGACUGUUCGGAGAAACAAAUGGAAGCCUGAGGAGGUUAAGAAGCUGAUUAAAUUGCGUGGAGAACUGCACAGCAAAUUUCAGGUUGUGAAGGGGAGAAUGGCCCUCUGGGAUGAGAUAUCUACGGACUUAUCAGCACACGGUUUCUCUCGAAGUUCAGCACAGUGUAAAUCGUUGUGGGCUUCUCUCGUGCAGAAAUAUGAGGAAAUUAAGAGUGGGAACAAGAGCAAGAAAAGCUGGCCAUAUUUUGAGGAAAUGAAUGCAAUUUUGUCAGAUUUGGGGGAAACAGCCACGGCAAAGUAAGCAAUUCUUGUACGAUACGAGGCAACUGAGCCUGCUCAUCUUUUAUACAUGGAAGAAGCCGUCCUCAGGGUGCAAUCUCCAUGAAUAAGCUUGGACAUGAAUGGCCCUGGCCCCUGAUAUCGAGUCUGGGAGCAGAUUUUGUCCUGGAAUAGUGCGUUAUUAGUAUUAUGGGUUGCUUUAGAGAAUCACCAGUGAGUGGACGUUGAUUCUUUGUACUGACAGAAUGGCAUGUCCCUUUGUAAAACUGACCUACUCGCAUUAAAAUUUUCACAUAUAGAAGAGAUGCGUGUAGAGUUCGGGUCGUGUUGAAUGGACAUGCAUUAUUUUUUGCUGAAUUGAUAUAUAGAAGAGCUGCUGGAACACUCUCGUGAUA
This is a messenger RNA of Punica granatum (pomegranate), 3402 nucleotides long. Lineage: Eukaryota; Viridiplantae; Streptophyta; Magnoliopsida; Myrtales; Lythraceae. The record is from RefSeq and is a predicted model, not a curated record.